This is a messenger RNA of Lodderomyces elongisporus, 741 nucleotides long. RefSeq lists its product as uncharacterized. Bases 1 to 741 code for a protein of 246 amino acids. The transcript has a single exon. The record is from RefSeq and is a predicted model, not a curated record. NCBI's taxonomy places the organism in Eukaryota, Fungi, Ascomycota, Pichiomycetes, Serinales, Debaryomycetaceae.
AUGGCUGAUAUUUUUAAUGGAAUCAACAGUAUUGUGUCUGCAGCCGUAGGGGUUGCAAACACAGUCGCCUCGAAGGGCGAAGGUGUCUUUGUUACAAUCACAUCUGAUGCACAAGGUGUAUGGCACCAGGCUACUAGCGGUGCUGUGGUGCAUUUUGACUCAUUCACUUCUGGCGGUGCCCAGGCUUUUGAAAUUGUUACUUCAAAUGCUGAUGGUGUUUUCAGUACAGUGACACGUGGUGUUGUGAGUGAAUUCUCAGCUGUUACCGAUAAGGGAGGUAGCAGACUUGACUCGCUUACUGGCGGUGGAGGCGUAGUAGUCAGCACUAGUCCAGUUACUGCCACAGGAACCGAGGUUGCAGAAACAGGGGAAUCAGAAGCUGGUGCAGAAACAGAAGGCGGAAGCGAAACAGAGACAGCCGAGAAUAACAACGAUGCUACCGAAACGGAUGGUUCGAAUGAAACAGACUCUUUGUCGUCGCCAUCAUCAUCAUCAUCAUCAUCAUCACAAUCAAGCGGUUCCAGUUCUGGUUCUGGCGCAGCAGCAAGAACAACGACAUCAUCUUCAACAAGUUCGGGUUCCAGAUCGGAAAGUGCUUCUUCAACUACAUCGUCUACAGAGUCCGCAACUUCAAGCGGAUCUAGCUCGGGUGCUGCCAUCAAUGCAGAGCCACUCAACUGGAAAAAAUCAGUUGCAAUUGUUGGUCUUAUUGGAUCUUCUUUUGUUUUCAGUUUGUUUUAG